CCUUCCCCUACCAUCCCAUAAAUACGUCACUGCUACCAUCCUACUAAAAAUAAUAUCGUCACCCGCCAUCGGGUAUCUCGAGCACCCUUAACCAACCCGGCGUAACUUACGUGUGUAGCAACACAAGUCUUCAGCAGUGACCUGUGUCCCGACUUGGAAGCAAAGUCUGUUACCAUGGCACUGGCUGGAGUGAGAGUUAUCGAGCUGGCGGGUCUGGCUCCAGCACCCUUCUGUGGCAUGAUCCUGGCGGACUUUGGAGCCAAGGUGAUCCGUGUGGACCGGACAAAGGUCGGCAUGUCUUUGGACACACAAGGGCGGGGGAAACGAUCUGUGGCCAUCAACUUGAAGAAGUCAGAAGGUGUUUCCCUGCUCAGGAAGCUUUGUGUCCAGUCUGAUGUGGUCCUUGAGCCAUACCGCAAAGGUGUGAUGGAGAAGCUGGGCCUGGGUCCACAGGAACUGUUAAAGGAAAAUCCUCGUCUGAUCUACGCUCGGUUGACGGGGUACGGACAGAGUGGAUCCUAUGCAACCGCAGCUGGGCAUGACAUCAACUACCUCGCCAUGUCGGGCCUUUUAUCCCGGCUGGGUCGUAGCGGAGAGAAGCCCUAUGCGCCAUUGAAUCUGAUAGCAGACUUUGCAGGAGGUGGUCUUACCUGUGCUCUGGGGAUAAUCCUAGCUCUGCUGGAGAGGACAAAGUCAGGGAAAGGACAGAUCAUUGAUGCCAGCAUGGUGGAAGGAGCAGCAUAUGUAGGUUCAUUUGCAUGGAAGUCUCGUAGCACUGGUAUGUGGAACCAUCCCAGAGGACAAAACAUGUUGGACAGCGGAGCGCCUUUCUACGAUACCUACAAGACUGCAGACGGAGAGUAUAUGGCUGUGGGAGCCUUAGAGUCGCAGUUCUACGGAGAGCUGCUUAAGGGCCUAGAGUUGGAUGCUGGAGACCUACCUCCUCAAACGAGCAUGGCUGAUUGGCCAGAACUGAGACGCAUCUUCACACAGCGUUUUGCUUCAAAAACACAGGCAGAUUGGUCAAGGAUUUUUGAUGGCACUGAUGCCUGUGUUACACCUGUGUUGUCUUUCGACCAGGUGAGCUCACACCCACAUAACCAGGAAAGAGCUUCUUUCAUGAAGGACUCCAGCGGGGAAGAGAGUCCCCGGCCGGCCCCGGUUCUCUCUCGGACUCCUGCGAAGCCUUGCCUUGCCCCUGACCCUGUUAUUGGAGAACACACAGUGGAGGUCCUAAACGAGUACGGCUUUACAUCGGCAGAGGUAGACCAGAUGCUAACAGCAGGGGUCGUAGAGUGUAAUGCUGUCAAAGCAAAGUUGUAGAAACAUAAUUGAUAUCAGUGAUUGACUUUUAACAUAAAAAGCACAAUGGAGUAAUUUUCAGGCAGACCUGCCUUUCAAAUCAUGUCUCACAAAACUGUAAAGAAGUCAGAACAGGAAUGUGGGGAAAUGUUCUUUUAAUGAACUGCAAAUUAAAACUGAGAAAGGAAGAUAACAUACAAAUGUGUUGAGAAAGAAUAAAUGCUUCUCCAUCUCACCGCAUUCUCUUGGGGGCCAGGGAACUGGAUGUACGAAUGUGAAAGAGUUUACAUAUCACACCGACCUUAAGUGUAGAAGAGUCUUUGACAAGGUGAACGGCCUUCCUGUACACUGUGCAUGCAGUUUGGGUUAAUCAAUAGAACAUAGUCUUUGAUUUGAACAUCUGCUUCCUCUUCUUUUGGUGCCUCUGUUGCCCUCAGUCUUAGGAGGAGAUGUGCUAAGUUUUCCAGCCUUUCCAUGUGCCAAAAGAACUUUUUCUUUACACAGGUAAUCAGUUGCACCAAAAAUAUCUUCUUUGCCUAAUGAAAUUUCUUGAGUUGUAUUUGACUAAUUAAAUGUUUCAUCUGAAUACUAAUAAUGUAUUAGAUGAAUUCCAGUAUGGCUACUGGACCAACCUAAGCACUGAAACCGCUUGAUUAAAGGUUGUAAUGGUAGUUUCAACAGAUUUUAACAAGGGUGCUGUCCUCUUUUUGUUAGAUUUGAGUGCUGCAUUCAGUACAAUAAUCAUGGUAUUUUAAUAAAUUGACUUAAGGAA
Molecule: messenger RNA, 2074 nt
Organism: Epinephelus moara (kelp grouper)
Lineage: Eukaryota; Metazoa; Chordata; Actinopteri; Perciformes; Serranidae
Gene: amacr
Product: alpha-methylacyl-CoA racemase
Exons: 6
Coding region: 175-1323 (382 amino acids)
Biological process (GO): bile acid metabolic process
Cellular component (GO): mitochondrion
Molecular function (GO): alpha-methylacyl-CoA racemase activity
Source: RefSeq, a predicted model, not a curated record